CGAAACGCAACUCGAAGCACCUUCCUCUUUGCCUCCUGCCCUCCGCUGCUUCGCUUGCCCCGGCCCCUUCCCUCCCGAACCUGCGCGCUACCCCCUGAUGGCUGCGGAGAUGGACGUCGACGCCGCCGGCGGCGGGGAGAGGCGGCCGUCGGAGAAGGAGCUCUUCGGCGCUGCGGAGUCCGGCGACGCCUCCGCGUUCGCCUCCCUCUCCCCCGCCGACCUCUCCCUCCGCAACGAGGACGGCCGCUCCCUCGUCCACGUCGCCGCCGCCGCCGGGCAUCCCCAGGUAGUGCUCGCGCUCCUGGAAGCAGGUGGUGAGGCUGCGGCGAGCGUCCUGAACGCGAAGGACGAGGAAGGGUGGGCGCCGAUCCACUCCGUGGCGAGCGCCGGAAACGCACAGAUCAUGGAUAUCCUUCUUGAGCGAGGUGCUGAUGUUGACCUGACUACUGAUGGUGGUCGAACUGCUCUUCAUUAUGCUGCAAGUAAAGGGAGGCUUAACAUAGCUGAAAAACUAAUAGCACAUCGUGCAAAUGUCAACAAGAAAGACAAGUUUGGCUGCACGCCCUUGCAUAGAGCUGCAAGCACUGGAAAUGCUGAGCUGUGCGAAUUCCUCAUUGAGGAAGGUGCCGAAGUUGAUGCUGUUGACAGGACUGGACAAACACCUCUGAUGCAUGCAGUUAUAUGCGACAAUCAAGGGGUUGCUCUUCUGCUAAUUAGGCAUGGUGCUGAUGUUGAUGUUGAGGACAAGGAAGGAUACACUGUCCUGGGUCGAGCAUCUAACAGCUUGAGACCUGCACUCAUUGAUGCAGCCAAGGCAAUGCUCGAAGGUUGAUGCGGUGCUGCUCAAAUGUAAUGGAAAGUGUGUGGGAUAGGAAAACUGUACUAAACAGGAGUUUAAGUGUGUUCAUGGUCUAAGGUAGGAGCUCUAUCCAGAAUCAGAUGAUGAGCUAGAAUUUUGUUGCGAUUUUUUUUCUUAACCUUGUGAAGUGUGAACAUGUUGCUAUUGGCCAUCAACAAAGUUUAGCCUCCCCUCUGCCCCCUUUUUAGUCGUCAUUA
Setaria italica (foxtail millet) is the source of this 1056-nucleotide messenger RNA. Its product is annotated as 26S proteasome non-ATPase regulatory subunit 10. The transcript is spliced from 5 exons. The record is from RefSeq and is a predicted model, not a curated record. Gene Ontology annotation, cellular component: cytoplasm; nucleus. Gene Ontology annotation, molecular function: protein binding. The coding region runs from base 98 to 832 and encodes 244 amino acids. Lineage: Eukaryota; Viridiplantae; Streptophyta; Magnoliopsida; Poales; Poaceae.